AAUAACCCUCCUUCCCAACUUCCCAAGUGGCCGGUUGUCUCACGGCUGCCCGGCGAGGGACUCCCAGCUGCUCUGGACAAGCACCAGCCGAGCCUGCGGACAUUUACAAAAGGGUUAAGUCCAUCCCCGGUGGGUGAAGGUAAACGGCUCUGGGGGAACAUGGAUCAUCUCAGAUAACCAACUCCCCCCCCCCCCAAAAAAAAAGCCCCGGUCUCCAGGACAAUUGCCCCCCUCCCCACCCCACCCCACCCCCCCCUUUUUUUUGGGGGGAGGGGCAGGGGUGUAACAAUGAACAGCAGCUGCGGCUCAAGGGCGGCUGAGCGACUGAAGGAACGCAGCGGUUUUGAAGCAGUCCCUUUCCCCAAGCUCCGGAGCGGUCACGUCCCUGAAGGGUGGGCUUCGGCCGGAGCGGUCAGCGAGGUCCAGCGGCAGCGGGGCCGGGCCCCGGUCAAAAGGGGCAAGGCGAAGAAGCGGGAGAAGGUUGACGGGGGUGGGGCGGCGGCUCAGAGCCAGCGCUGGAACCCCGGCGCCAGCGAUUCCGGCCCCGCCGGCCGCAUCUAUGAACCCCGACCCGCCAGGGCCUUCUCGGCCGAGGAGGCUCGGGCUACGAUCGGCACCGUGCUGGAGGGCAGGCUGAAGGAGGCCGUGUACCAGCCGCAGGGCUCGGCUCUGGCCGCCCUGGAGCUGGCCGAGUGCGUGAAGGCGGCGGUGAAGGCGCUGGGCUACCAGAGGUACAAGAUCGUCUGCUACCUGGUCUUAGGGGCGACCAGAGCCUCGGACCUGUCUUGUUCCAGCCGAGCGGUCUGGAGUCCGGCCGCGGACACGUACGCGGAGUUUUGCUUCCGGAACCGUUCGCUCUUCGCUCUCUGUCUGGUGUUUGCUGUGUAUCAGGAGUAAAUUAAUAAAAAAAAGGCAACAGGGGUCCCCUCUCUUGGACUCGAACUCAAGUUCGGUCGAAGGGUCAUGAGGACUCGAAGCGUCAGCUCUUUUUCUUC
This is a messenger RNA of Carcharodon carcharias (great white shark), 995 nucleotides long. RefSeq names its product dynein light chain Tctex-type 5-A. Gene Ontology annotation, cellular component: cytoplasm; cytoplasmic dynein complex. Gene Ontology annotation, molecular function: dynein intermediate chain binding. The coding region runs from base 289 to 897 and encodes 202 amino acids. NCBI's taxonomy places the organism in Eukaryota, Metazoa, Chordata, Chondrichthyes, Lamniformes, Lamnidae. Gene Ontology annotation, biological process: microtubule-based movement. The transcript has a single exon. The record is from RefSeq and is a predicted model, not a curated record.